UUCGUGAGAAACUGAAUUUUUUUUUAAGUGGCUCGAUUCAGGGCGCAGGCGAGAGGCGAGAGCAUCUCUGCUUCUUUUGGAAACGAUCGGAUCGCUCAUCCGGAUCGCACGACUACAGCGUCUUUGCUCAGGACUUAACCUCAGGAUCACGAAGACAUGGAGUCCAUCCGCUGCAUUACAGGAGCUGCAGCUCGACAUGCACAUCACCAUCGCUGCAGCCAUUAUGGCAUCAGGCACUGGGCUUUGUUCUUGACAUCCAUCCCCAAAGCACACCAGCAACGCGCAGCCGACCAACCCCGGAGGUUGUACGCUACCAAGAAUACCACACACGAAAGAGCCACCCGCAAACUCAACCUCGCUCCAAGAGUGGCCUAUCAACCCACCAGCGCUACGACCUGGAUUAUAUCCGAUGGAUUGGUGAGCGCGGACAAGGAGGCUAUUGCGCUGGCUAAGGGAUUGUCACUUCCUUGGACCGUAAAGCGAGUUCAAUGGCGUCAAGGGCUUCAAUGGCUUCCGAUACCGUUCAAAAAACUGAUCAUGGAUUAUCAUCAUGUCAUGAACCGGAGACAGACGGAUAAAUUGCCGUGGUUCCUAACGGGCGAUCCAUUGGCCGCUCCUUACCCCAGCUUCGUGCUCGGCUCCGGCACGAAUGCGGUACCUGGAUUGCUCCAAGUCUCUCGAAUGAGCGGAAAAGCAUCCUACUCAGCCCAUAUUCACUUCCCUGCGCUACCCUUUAUCCAUUUCGAUCAAGUAUUUCUUCAGAGGCAUGAAGUUGUCGUCCAGCUCGCUGCAUUAGGCUUAAUGAAAGACCAAAAAAACUACUUCAGGAUCAAUUCCACCCUCAACACUAUCACGCCCAAAUCUCUCGUGCUCGCAAGGACCAAGGCACUAGAUCAAGGCCUCAUUCCCAAAUCCUACUUUUCUGAUCGAAAUUCCUCAUCAAUUGUCGCUGUCCUGAUCGGAGGCCCCAACGAGGAUUGUUCACAUAACACAGAUAGGAUGGUUAAUCGACUCGCUCGGCUUAUUGACGUACAGGGUUGUAGAGUCUUGAUCUCGUUCUCUCAAAGAACGGCCGCGAAUACGAAGCAGGCCAUCGCUCAGUUGCGAGAGCGAGUCCAGGAUGACGAGAAGAUCUUUGUAUACGAUCCGAUGGCUCCCCAUGGUACUGGUACGACUUCUGGCGGCAAUGAAGGAAACAGGGGUGCAGUGUCCUGGACUGGCGUACCAGGACCAAUUGGAGCAGCGGGCUUUUUGGAGCGUGUGAAUCCUUACGAAGCCAUGCUGGCUCUUGCGGACAAAAUCGUCGUCACUGCAGAUUCGGUUGCUAUGACAAACGAGGCGUUGGCGACAGGAAAACCAGUGUAUGUCCUCGGCGGCGAACUCGCACGCGGCAAGCUCAAGGUUUUCCACCGUUACCUCGCUGACAGCCAUGCCACGCGCGCGUUUCGGCCUGGUCGGAUACCGAUCAUGCCGCUGACCUCGAACAGCAAAAACGGUAACGGUACUAGUUAUGGAAACGAUACAGCCGAUCCUCUGAGCUACCCAGGAGACCAUCCUGCGUGGAACACUUCCUUGGCCGGACAGGGCCCGGAUGAGAUCAAAAAACUUGCAGAGCGUCUUCGGAUCAUGAGAGAGAGCCGGAUUACGGGCAGGAGGGUACCGGAGCAUAUUGCUGAAGCGACGUGUUAGGACAUGCCAUGGAAAUAAAAUCCCCCCAGUAUCUUGUUGGGCAAGCGAUUACAAUGAACGGCAUUAGAUUCUGGCCAUUUAUUAUGGAUAAAAGAGAGCGGGGAGGGUGGAUACAUAUCAUACACGUUAGAAAUGGAUGCGAAAGAAAAUAUGAAAUAGAAUAGAAUAGAAUAGAAUUAAUAAAAUGAAAAAUGCA
Molecule: messenger RNA, 1885 nt
Organism: Gamsiella multidivaricata
Lineage: Eukaryota; Fungi; Mortierellomycota; Mortierellomycetes; Mortierellales; Mortierellaceae
Product: mitochondrial fission ELM1-domain-containing protein
Exons: 6
Coding region: 157-1689 (510 amino acids)
Source: RefSeq, a predicted model, not a curated record